This is a messenger RNA of Gadus morhua (Atlantic cod), 5266 nucleotides long. It is a transcript of the gene ssh2a, whose product is annotated as slingshot protein phosphatase 2a. Gene Ontology annotation, molecular function: phosphatase activity; actin binding. Lineage: Eukaryota; Metazoa; Chordata; Actinopteri; Gadiformes; Gadidae. The record is from RefSeq and is a predicted model, not a curated record. Bases 379 to 4578 code for a protein of 1399 amino acids. The transcript has 14 exons. Gene Ontology annotation, biological process: protein dephosphorylation; negative regulation of actin filament polymerization.
CUCUCUACAGGCAGUUAUCCAUGACACUGGAUAGAACACACUUCAUUGUCUUUUAACGAAUGUAUUUUGGCGUUAAACGCAAAUUUAGAUUUUGGAUGGCAUUUCUUUAGACACAAUAGUUGAACAGCUGUCGCGUUCAGUGUGUCGUUACAGCGGGGACAUGUGGUCAGACAACAUAACGUUACACCUGCCGCCUCAACACGGUUACUUAAUAUCCACGGCGGGUCUCUCCGCGUUUUAUUAAAACACUGAACACUUUCAACUGUCCUGCUUUUGCAAUGGGGUUUAACGCGAGCGCCGGAGUGAAGUGAUAGUCGACUUGUGGACCAGCAUUUGUCCUAUUCGGCCGUCCUCUGGGACGCCUCUUCUAAAGACGCCAUGACCCUCGGCACGACGUCCAGCACCGGCUCCGACGGCUCCUUGGGGGGCUUCUGCUCGUGCUGUGGAGCCAAGAUUGUGCCAUACUUUAACCACGACGCAGUGGGGUCCCAAAACCAGAUCAACCAACUUAUCAGCGAGAGCUUCCUGACGGUGAAGGGGGCUGCACUCUUCCUCCCCAGGGGCAGCAGCCCCACCCAGAGCUCCUCGUCCCAUGGCAGCCAGCGCCGAAACAAACACGCAGGGGACCUCCGCCAGCACCUCCAGACCAUGUUCACCCUGCUCCGUCCCGAGGACACCAUCCGCCUGGCGGUGCGUCUGGAGAGCGCCUACGCCCAGUUCACCCGCUACAUGGUGGUGGUCUCCACCAACGGGCGGCAGGACACGGAGGAGAGCAUCGUGCUGGGCAUGGACUUCACCUCCUCCGAUAGUUGCUGCACACUGGGCCUGGUUCUGCCCCUGUGGAGCGACACCCUGAUCCACCUGGAUGGAGACGGCGGUUUCAGUGUGUCGACAGUCAACAGGAUUCACGUGUUCAAGCCCGUCUCCGUCCAGGCCAUGUGGUCUGCGCUGCAGUCGCUCCACAAGGCCUGCGACGUGGCCCGCUGUCACAACUACUACCCAGGCAGCCUGUUCCUGACCUGGGUCAGCUACUACCAGAGUCGCCUCUCCUCCGAUCAGUUCUGCAUCAACGAGUGGAAUGCCAUGCAGGACGUCCUCUCCCACCGCCCCGACUCCCCGGUCCUCUUCACCGACGUACCCACGGAGAGGGAGCGCACAGAGAGGCUGAUCAAGACACGCCUUCGAGAGAUCAUGAUGCAGAAAGACCUGGAGAACGUCACCUCCAAGGAGAUCCGCACAGAGCUGGAGAUGCAGAUGGUGUGCAACCUGAGGGAGUUCAAAGAGUUCAUCGACAACGAGAUGAUCGUCAUCCUGGGCCAGAUGGACAGCCCCACCAAGAUCUUCGACCACGUGUACCUGGGGUCUGAGUGGAAUGCGUCCAAUCUGGAGGAGCUGCAGAACAGCGGGGUGCGGUACAUCCUCAACGUGACCCGGGAGAUCGACAACUUCUUCCCAGCAGUGUUUGAGUACCACAACAUCAGGGUGUUCGACGAGGAGGCCACCAACCUGCUGGAGUACUGGAACGAGACCUACAAGUUCAUCUCCAAAGCCAAGAAGGCCGGCGCCAAGUGCCUGGUGCACUGCAAGAUGGGCGUGAGCCGCUCGGCGUCCACGGUGAUCGCCUACGCCAUGAAGGAGUACGGCUGGGACCUGGAGCAGGCCUUCGACCACGUCAAGCAGUGCCGCGCCGUCACCAAGCCCAACCCCUCCUUCAUGAAGCAGCUGGAGGAGUACCAGGGCAUCCUGCUGGCCAGCAAACAGAGGCACAACAAGCUGUGGCGCUCCCACUCGGACGGCGACCUAUCGGAUCGUCCCGAGCCCCUGUGCAAGCCCACCUCCCACUCGCUGGGCCGCUCGGACCCGCACAACAACAACAACGUCUCCUCCCCCUCGUUGCAUCACUUCCUGGGCGUCGCCGUGCUGCAGGCGCUGAGCGCGGAUCCCCUGGACGCGUCGGGCCGACCCGCCGACCCGCUCUCCCCCCGGCCCCGGGCGGGCACCCUGGCCCCCAGUAGCCUGCCCGCCGCCGCCGCCGCCGCGCCCCACCCGCCGUCCUCGCUCCACCUCCUGGCACCGCCUUCCCCUGACGGCGUUGACUCGGAGCAGGAGGCCUCCCCGCUGACGGCCGGCUCCAGCGACACCCUGGAGGGCUCCCUGUCCGAGGGUCUGGCCAGCGGCGCCGUCAGCCCCCUCAGCCCCCUCGCGGCCGCACCUCCCCUCUCCCGGGGUCCCACUACCACUAUCACCCUCAACAACAAUACCGCCUCCCCCAUCCACACCCAUGAGGUCAAUGGUACCGCCAUCACCGCCCCCAGCCCCGCCACCAUCAAUGAGAACGACAUCCCCACCCCCAUCAAUGACGACGACAAUAUCGCCAACCCCGCCCCCAUCAAUGACGACGACAACAUCGCCAUCCCCGCCCCCAUCAAUGACGACAACAACAUCGCCAUCCCCGCCCCCAUCAAUGACGACAACAACAUCGCCAACCCCGCCCCCAUCAAUGACGACAACAACAUCGCCAUCCCCGCCCCCAUCAAUGACGACAACAACAUCGCCAACCCCGCCCCCGUCAAUGACGACAACAACAUCGCCAACCCCGCCCCCAUCAAUGACGACGACAACAUCGCCAACCCCGCCCCCGUCAAUGACGACAACAACAACCCCAGCGAGGAGCAGCCGGACGGCGGCAGCAGCUCCGAGGGCCGCAGCGACGCCUCGUCCAGCUACAGCGGGGACAGCAUCGACUUCUUCAGCGCCCGGGAGAAGUUCCUGGGCCUGGCGCUGGACGGGCGCGGGGCCCGGGCGCCGCCCACCCCGGACCGCGCGCCGCAGCCGCGCACGCCGCCGUCACCGUCGCAGCCCUCCCUGGAGGAGCACGGCGAACACAGGGAGGAGGAGGAGGAGGAGGAGGAGGAGGAGGAGGAGGAGGAUCCGGAGCCGAGGAAGGAGAUGAGUCAGGUCCCUCCAUGCUCUGACGAGCCCCUGGACAAGGCCCGCCCUGACGCGGCUCCUCACCACGACAACGCGCUGUCGGUGCGCCACAUCGUCACAGAGAUCGAGUCCAUAUCGCUGCUCCCCGCGGCCCCCACCUCCCUGCCCCUCCCGCCCUGCCGUAGCCCCCCCCAGCCGAGCCGACCCGCCCAGCCCCUGGAAGACCAGGAGACGGGCGAGGUCACCGGCGGCGGCGGCGGCGGCGGCAGCGGCGACUGGUCCCCGACUCCUCCCCCGUCCCAUCCCCAGUCCCCCUCCACGCCGGCGCAGGAGCCGCCCGAUUGGCCCAUGGGCUCGGUGCGGCGCGCCACCAAGCAGCUGGAGCAGCGGCUGAAGCUGGGGCUGGAGCUGUCCCCGGCCGCACAUCCUCCUCCUCCUCCUCCUCCUCCUCUUCCUCAGCCCCUCCCCCGCUCCCCGCUCCACUCCCCCGCCGCUGAACACCCAUCCUCGCCGCGCUCCCCCGAAUCAGCCGCCACGGAGCCUCGGAUCCGCCCCCCCGGGAGGCGGGAAGACGAUCAGGUACAGCCCGCCGUAACGCACGCAGACGCCGCGUCCAAAGACACUCCAGUGGCGUCCCGGAGGGACCACCAAAGACUGGCCUCCCCGGACACCGUUCCCCUUCCAGGCGACGCUCUCUUCAGCCGAGGUCCCGGCGCCUCACUGGACUCUGAUCCCACGGAAUGCAACGGGAGCGCCCUCAUGGAUUCAGAAACCUCCCUCCCGUCUUCCCACUCGCCGCGGGCCUCGCCACUCAACGUGUCGGGGGUGACGGUCCAGGAGUCGGACACGGAGGCCGCGGCGCCGCCCCGCGCAUGCCGGAGUCCGGGCUGCGGCCCCUCUUGCGACGCCCGCCAGAAGCUGGCUCACAGCAGCCAGGAGCUGGAGAGGAUCCAGCAGACGCUACGGGAGCUGCAGGCCUUCCUCCACGAGGGGGGUCCGCCGGAGGGGCAGGUCAAGGCCGCAGACCCUCGGGGCUCCAGAGAGGAAAUGGACACGGAGCCGGACGCGGGGCCGGGCGAGGGCGAGGGGGAGGCGGCGUGUAGCGGUCAGGCUACAGGGGUCCCGGAGCGGCGGGGGCUCCGGGACCGGCAGGGGAAGAGCUACCGGGAGCCGGCGGCGUGGCGGCGGGCCGUGGCGCUGGAGGCCCGGAUCCGGCAGGCGGGCCUGACGCCCCCGUCCCAGAUGAAGCGCUCGGCGUCUCUGGCCAAGCUGGACCGCCUGGAGCUGUCGGCCAACGACCUGAGCGACUGGGACCUGAGGCCGCCCCCCCAGGCCCCCUAUUCACACCCCCGGCGCUGUGGCAGGGCCGCGUCCCAGCCGCACCCGGGACCCGACGACUCUUGGAAGAAGCAGCGGGUGCUGGUUCCACUCCCCGCUGCCCCCCAGAGACCCCCGCACCGCGCCUUCCAGGGGGACGGCUGCGACAGCGCUGCCGCGGCGGCCGCGGCCCCCGCCCCGAGGAGAGAGGAAGAGACGGGCGAGAAGGAGGGGGAGGGCCGGGGCCGGUCGCAACGGCACCGGCGCCGGAGCUCCGCGGAGAGGAAGCAGCAUCAGCAGACCACCACUGUGCUCUAUAACACCAUGUGACCUCACUGCAGGGGACAGACCACUACUGGAACUGUUGUGUGUGUGUGUGUGUGUGUGUCUGCAUGUGUGUGUGAGAGCCACUGUGAGCUCGAUCUCUCCACCAAGACUGUGUUGGCCUACCUCACGUUGAGUAGCAGGGGUGUGGAGGUCCUUCCUCCACAAUGAUGUUUGUACAAAGUAAAGGACGGGACACGUCUGCAUGUAUGCCACUGGAUGUGUGCCGGUAUUGUGUGUGUGUGUGUGCGUGUGUGAGUGCGUGUGCGCACGCUAGUGUGGAUAUGUACGUCCGAUAAGGAAUUGUGAAUGUCCAAAACUAAUGCUGACCCUGUGAGUUUUUAUUGUUUUUAAUUUACAUCCCCUUUCAGGUGCGUUUUCUUUUAUUUACGUGGCCUCUGCUUGUUCGGGGUUUCUGAAACAAAAGAUACAGUUUUCUUAAAUCACAAGGAGGGGUUCAAAACAUGCACUUUAAUCUUGUUUUGACUUGUUUUUCUUGUACUCCCCCCAAGCCCCUGUUAAAACACUUUUUUAUUUUAAAUAGCUAAUGUUAAUACCCUAGAGGAGUAUUUUUGCACUGAUUUAUUACAGCGGGGUUUUUCUGUCCUUUCAUUUGCCUGUCUUGAUAUCAAUUGAUAGAUUUUUUUUACCUGUGUUUUAUCCAUAAAUAAAAUGUUUAUCCAUCUAAUAUUCA